CGACCGUGACGCAGGCGCUUCCUACCCUCAGGUGCGCUGAUGCGAAGUUGAGCAGAAGUUGAUCGUGUGCGCGGGCGUUACCUCAGGAGCUUUAGACAAACAUUCAUUUGUAUGUCGACAUUGUGUUACGGGACGAUGAAGAAAUGUCAUCCAGGAGAGUAAACACGUUAGGCGUGUUCUCGACACGCAUUUUACACCGUAAACGAAUCGCUUUCUUGCUAAGCUAGCUAGGCUAACUAACGUCCGGUCCGGACCUCAUACUGUUUAGGGCAGCGCGCGGGUGGCAAACAGAGCAUUUAAUGAGCGGUAAACAGAGGAUGUUCAGUCGAAAUCUGGGUGAAUCGGUAUGUUUUUUGUGGAUCCUACACCCCGUUUUGGGAGCUUGAACAGCUGACUGUCGAAAUCUGGAGCCUGUUUGACGUUAGCUAGCGUUGGCGAAGCUGCCCGAGUUGGUCAUGGAGCCGAGGCUGGAGCUCUCAGCAGCGCUUCAGAUUGUCACUGAGACCCGGAGCCCGUCACCGUGAAGACAGAGUUGCGAGGUAAAAGUAAUCAACAUGAAAGCUCUCGGUGCCCGGUCCUCGUUCUACGUGGGCUUUGUAGUGGGCACUUGCACCCUGUAUGUGUUCCUACAUCAGGUGUGGUUCGCUAGAAACUUCUCUCCCCAGCAGCCUGAUGGCCUGGAGAAAACGGCAGAGGAGAUAAAAAUGCUUGAAGAGGAAGAGAAGAACUGGAAGAAAGAGAAAUCAGCACUCUUCAACCUCAACCAUCCACAUCACACAGAUGAGGACAGCACAGUGGCAGACACUCUCUACAAGCAAGUCCGUAUUCUUUGUUGGGUGAUGACUGGUCCCAACAACCUGCAGAAAAAAGCUCGCCAUGUGAAAGCCACAUGGAGCCGUCACUGUAACAUAGUGGUAUUCAUGAGCUCUGUGGAUGAUCCUGACUUUCCUGCAGUGGGCCUUAACACGAAGGAGGGCAGAGACCAGCUGUAUUGGAAAACCAUCCGUGCUUUCCACUAUGCAUUGGAAAAGCACGGUGAUGACGCAGACUGGUUCCUCAAAGCUGAUGACGACACUUACGUGGUAGUGGACAACCUGCGGUGGGUCCUGUCUAAUCACUCCCCAGAUGAGCCUAUUUAUUUCGGCAGACGGUUCAAACCCUACACUAAGCAGGGCUACAUGAGUGGCGGAGCUGGUUACGUGCUGAGCAAAGAGGCUCUGAAGAGGUUUGUGGAAGGUUUUCGCACCAAAGUCUGCACACACACAUCUUCAGUGGAGGACCUUGCUUUAGGGCAGUGUAUGGAGAAGAUGGGAGUGCAAGCAGGUGAUUCUAGAGACACGCUGCACAGAGAAACCUUCCAUCCAUUUGUACCAGAGCAACACCUUACUGGCAAAUUCCCCAAGAGCUUCUGGUACUGGAACUACUGCUAUUACCCCAUUGUAGAGGGCCCUCAGUGUUGUUCAGACCUGGCAGUGUCUUUCCACUAUGUGGAUCCACAACUGAUGUACCUGUUGGAGUACUACACUUAUCACCUACGUGCCUUCGGCUACCGUUAUCGCUAUCAGCCCCCCGAGCCUACAGGCCUUCAGGACUCCAAGUCUUCAGACAGAGGAGCGGAGCAUCCACACAUGGACGAGAAACAGGAAGCAGGCAUUCAAGAAGUGGAGAAGAAAGCCCAUCCACUUGAAAAGAAGCUAUAGCAGCCUGUUGGAAUGUUCUCUAAUUACUUUUGACCUUGGGAGUCAUGGAAUUUUGAAAGUAAUUGGUGUCUUUUUGAAAUGGAUUAGCAUUCCUUGUUUUUCCUUUUUUUCCCCCCAAAUACACUUGAAUCAUGUGCUGAAAAUCUGCUCCUGAACCACAUAGCAGAGGGGUGUGUGUGUGUGUGUGUGUGUGUGUGUGUGUGUGUGUGUGUGCAUGCGAGCUUUAGUGAGAGAUUCUUCAUAAUAUGGUGACCAAGGGUCUUUUACAUUGGGUCAUAUUUGUAUAUGGCUGUGUAAAUGCAAGCACAGACUACUGUUGAAUGAAGGCUUACAGAUUUAUAGUGCCUCCCGCGUAUGUGUGUAUGUGUGUGUGUGGGGUGGUUCAGGUGCGCAUAGGCUUGUCUUUGAUGCCUUAGUGACGUAUGUACAUGCGUCACUUGUGAACAGACUUACAUAUGCCUUGACCAAAUGAACAGCACCUAACUCCAUUUAUUCCUCUGGCUUCUGCUUGGAGGUAAUUUGAACCCGGCUUGUUAAUCUUCUGUCAGACUUGUACGUUAAAGUACAAAUGGUUACCAGACACCUUUACAGGUCUGUUAGUAUCACUUAAGCGUGCAUAUAAGAAGUAUGGAUAAAUCAUUGUUUGACCUCUGUGGCUAGGGAUGUUCCAAACUGACUAUCCGCUGAUGCUGUGUUUGAUCUGAUAUUUGUAUUUGUAAGUAAUGCAACCACACAAUGCACAGGUUAUGUAAAUUUAAAACUACUGUACUUUAGACUGCCAAUUACUUUAAAAUGCUACAGUAAAAUCACAUUGCGCAUAGUGUAACACACCCUGAAUUGAGAAGUGUGUAGUAUUUUGAGCUACACUAACUAAAGUUCUUUGGCCUGUAACCGACUAUCAUCACUCGGCAAUUAAUCAUUAACCGGCAAGCCUAGAAUGAAUGAUGCGCUCCAUCAAAAUAUCAAUUGAAGACCAUAUUGUUUGAGUAAAUUUGAUUGGCUAAGCCUCAUUCAAAGCCUUUGUAAAAUAAUUGAUAUUAUAUGAGCGCAGACACCAAUUGUCAAGUCUGUAUUAAUGCACCAAGAUAUUAAAAAGUGUUCCUUUUAUGGGCUGUGGAAUGAAGUACUGAUAAGUGGGGCCAAAGCUUCAGCAUGUAUAAUAAAAUAAACAGCCCAGAUCAACCCUUAUCACUCACUACUAGUUAAAGUUAAAAUGAGUGUAAAUGACUAUGUCUAGAUUUGGCUCAGUGUAUCUUAGUAGCUCUUGAAAGCUGUUGCUGUCCACUACGUAUUCUCUAAAAUUGUGCAACAGCGUGCAUCACAUUCUCUCAGAGAUCAUGGAUGAAAUAUUUGUCUGCUGUUGAUAUGAUAUAUAAGUGUAGUUGUGCGAUUGUCCUCUCAAAGUGCUCCCAAAUACCACUGUUCUUAGUUGCGUCACUCAUUUUUUAGUACUAUCUAGUGAACCAGUGGUCUAUCGUAUCGUCAUUCAUGCAAUUCAGAAACAUUCCUCAACUUGAAUGUUGAACCCACCUAUUCAAAUAGGAAUUGUUUAUUGGAAAUGCAUUGCUUAAAUUAACGAUUUUUAACCGAUAACAUUGGUUUAUGUGUUGAUUAGUGUUUUUUUGCUUUUUUAAAUCACUUUUAGUUCCUCGCUUCAGACAUUUAACCUGCUUGUUAACAGUGCCUCACUGCCACCAAUCAUAGAAAAUGCCCACUUCUGACAUUUCUGCAACAUUUAGUGUGAAUACUGACGAAGGAAUUUUAUUUUCAAAUUAGCUCAAAUACCAGUUUUUCAGAGUGGGGCGGAACAUCCCUAGUUAUGGUUUCUGUUCGUGUUCUUUUCCCAGUCUGUGUCUGGUCAGUCGUAAGGAUGCCUAAGCCUACUGCAAAGCCUGCUCCUCUCCUCUUUUGUGCGUUUGUAUUGCGGGGGGUGGAUUAGAGAACAAGAGUAGUACAUAGUAACUGUCCCAACCGGUCUCACCAGUCACUUUACUCACCGUUGUAGAUCAGGAAGGCAUGUUGAGCCUUUGUAACUUUAAGAAAAACAAUAUUGAGCACAUUUAAUCCAUGUUAAGCCUUUUGGGGGAAGCAUUUUAUUUACUGCUCUUAUGCUGUUCACCGCCCAGUGUAAAGUCAAGAUGAUGUCGUAACCUCUAUCCUGCUCCUUUGUUUCUACACCUCUGCCACGUGGCAUAGCUAAAUGAAAGCUUACAGGAGAAAGUCCAUGAGGGAAAAUUAGUCUCGUUUCAUGUAUUUUAAAGGAUUAUUUUUCACUGCUCUGAAUUUGCGAUGAUGAUAAUGAGAGAUAAUGGUGAAAAUUGAGAGUUGUGGCCUUUUAAAGUAGAGGCUACUCUGUUUUACAUACUGUGAGUACUGCAGCUUGUGCCUUUUAGAACUCAACCUAUUGCCCACACUUGCACCUUACCAUUAUUGUUAAUGUUUGACAGUGAGCAAUAUUAGUUUGCCGAUUGAUGCUCUACUGGGAGAAAUGUCAACAUGGAAGUUUAAAACAAACAUCUUUUUCUCGUUAACUGACAAACACCUUGCCAAGAAGCUAGCUGAAUAUGAAUCCUGAAUAAUGGUUGCCUUGUGCCUCACCUCUUGGCUUGCUUGACUGUCUGAUAGUCUACCUAUUUGCGUAUGUGCUCAUCCAUGACAUUUCUGUCGACUCUAACGUCCACCACCGUUCAACCACCUUCAGUUGUUUCCGAGUCUGUUUACCUUUUCUCCCUUUUCUUUUAUGAAACCAACGGAAAGGACUGUAAGAUCUUGCUCCGUAAUUGAAGUGUUUACAGUUACUGGUGAGUUCAGAGGCAACAGUGAUGGAGUGUGAUUGAUAAAUGGAAGAAUGUUUUGUCUGUCUGCACUAUAUUACUUUUUAUUAUUUUUCAUUCAAGUAGGGCCAUUCAGAUAUCAAGGCAAAAUGCUACAACAGAAGUUUUGUUUUAAAUACGAAACCACUAAAGUUCUGUGGCCACCUUCCAUGAGGAAGGUCCUCAUUGAAGGAAUGAAGGGGAAAUAAAAGAAUUAGAUGAAAGCUCACACUUAGCUCUUUGAUGUCCAAGCAAAGUAAACUUUAAACUUGAAGUGAUUUUAUAAAUGUAAGCCAAAUCAGCAUAUAUUGUUAUUGUAGCUUAUGAUUAUAUAGUUUCUGGAAGGAAUUUUUCCUACUUUUCUUUCUUUUCAUUCAUAAGAUUUGAAGAUGUUUAUGGCCCAUUUAACACUAUAUAUGAUUUGUGCAUGAAAUGAUCAGCAGCAGAAUAUUGUUUGGGGUGGUAGUGAUCAGUUCCUUCAAGUUGCAUAACACUGUGCAGUGGCACAACCCGUGUGAAUAGACACAUAAGCCAUGCAUACCUGAAUCCUUCCAGCCCUGCAUGACUGAGUCAGUCAAGCUGUGCUGCAGGUGACAGUUUAUUUCAUGAACAAAUAAAUAUUCACUCGUUUGUAGGGUAAAAUCAAAGGGGUGAAUCUAAAUGGCCUUUUUCAGUAAUGUUUAAUGUUACAGGUGCAGCAGAGCUUUCUGAUUGAUGAUGAAAGCCUUUUAUGGGUUGUAGGAAUCUGGGGAGUGUGUGUGUGUGUGGUGUGUGUGGGGUUGGGUUCAGCAAUCCUCGGCCCUCAUCGACACCCUCUGUAUGUGCUUCCCCCUGAGGGAGUUGGGGUGACGUGUGGAGAUUCCUGUUACUCUGAUGACUGAGAAGACUUAGGAGAACAUUGAGACCCACAGUGCUUCUAAUGCCACGCCUGCUUUUUACUCUGAAUUAUCAUGUAUGUGUUUCUUGCUCUCUAAUCCAAAGGUACAGAGGUCCCUUCCUCUCUGAUUUGUGUGUGUAAAAGGGAAUUAUGUAUGGUUAUUUCAGAGCAGUCUUUAUUUAUAGAAUUAAGAAUGACUGGUGUGAACAGUUCAUGGGCGAAAAAGUGAAGUAAAAUGACCAGCAUAUUAAAUAAAGACUUAUUUUACUGUA
Molecule: messenger RNA, 5662 nt
Organism: Colossoma macropomum (tambaqui)
Lineage: Eukaryota; Metazoa; Chordata; Actinopteri; Characiformes; Serrasalmidae
Gene: c1galt1lb
Product: core 1 synthase, glycoprotein-N-acetylgalactosamine 3-beta-galactosyltransferase, 1b
Exons: 4
Coding region: 555-1700 (381 amino acids)
Cellular component (GO): membrane
Molecular function (GO): N-acetylgalactosaminide beta-1,3-galactosyltransferase activity
Source: RefSeq, a predicted model, not a curated record